AUGGAAAUAUUUAAAAUUAGUCAAGAUCAAGAUCGAAUCGAACUAUUUAUGCCUUUUGAGAUCUGCCGAAAUCUUCUAGUAGAUGGUUACUGUCUAAAUAAAGACCAAUCGUGUUCUAAUAUUCAUAUGUGUUAUGAUUAUUUCUAUGGAAGUUCAUGUCAGCAAAUGAAUAACUGUCCAUAUCCCCAUUUCAUCACUAGAAAACUUCAUGCAGAUAUACUUGGACCAUUAAUGAGUCUGGAUUUAGACGCUUUAACCAAAGCUUUUCGAGUUUAUUGUCAAUCGAAAAAACAGUGGAUUAAUCAUUCGAUGUCAAAAGGACAGCAGCAGGUUACAUUGAAUUCAUCGAUGAAUAACAAUAUAACGCCACCACCUUUAAUGGAUACCUGGCGAACGAUAACAGUACCACAAAUCAAUGGAAAUGUAUCAUGGAAAGUAAACGGUCGAUUACACGUGACUUCUAGAACUUAUCAAAAACAGCAAAUAGCACCGGGAAAUUACGACGGACUUCAAAUAUGUUGGAAACCAAAGAAAGACAUACAAACUCAUUUUAUCGAAGUUAUUUUUAGCAAUGAGAAUAAAUCAGACGGAGGUCCAAUCUUAACGCAUCAGAUUCAUCAACAUUUAGGUGUCGCACAGGUAUUCUAUCGGAAUUCAGACGUUGCUGAUCGUGUUGUUCGUCAUGGGCCUGUGACAUUUCAAUCGUUUACGUUCAAUUCUCGACUUCUGCAUCAAAUCAGCGAUGUACGACAUAUUUGUUUUGCUAAUAUAUCUCCUGAGUCCGAGCGUAUUGGGUCGUAUAUCAAUGUUGUUUCAAGGCCGUAUAAAAUAAAUCAAUUUACAUACUAUCAAAAUGAUCCACAGAUGAUUGUUGUUGAAUACAAUGAAGAUAUUGAUUUUCGCAAAAUCUAUUCCAAUGUCCGAAACUAUCCUGAAUGUGAUGGCUCAAUGAUCAAUUGUAUUCAAUUAUACCUUCCCGAAACAUUGCUUAUCGAAUAUGACGAUCACGAUUAUUCCGAAGAUGAUUUUAGACGAUUGUUUGAUGAUCAAGCUGUUUUUCACAUCAAAACAUAUCCACAUUGUGCUUUUGUACAUUUCUAUUCCCACGCUGAUCUUGUACAAUCGUUGGAGAACACUUCUAAUAGUUUCAUUCGAAUGACACCGAUCUAUACGAAUAUAUUUUCAUUGAAUCAUUUGCAUAACUAUUUACAACGCAAAGAAAUGGAACAGCAAACUAAAUCGACACUGAUCACACCCGACGAGACGAAUGAAAUCAUUGCCGAAGAACCACCGAGGGAUGAGUCACCAAGCGAAACUCGACCAUCAGCGCCUAUUCUAACACCACUACUUGCUGUUGAUGAACAAACAGGAACUUCUUCGGAACAAAAAGCAUCGAAUCAACAAGUGCAACAAGCAACUAUUGCUACAAACGUUUUAUCUGACAGUGACGAUGAUUUUCAUGAUUUACCAUCAGAGUUUGAUGACGAAGAUCUAUUACUUGAUGAGUUAGCCGAAAACAAUGGCGAAAUGGAAUUUGUUCGUACUGCUGCGAAAAGUCUUAUGUCGUCAUUAGCCGAAAUGGAAGCUGCGAAUGCAGAAACAACCGCAGAAGACGCACCGCACUCACUCUCAUACGCGGAUGAUUUUCUAAUCACAAUAAAAAAUCGUCGUUUUGCAUUAGCAUUUCUCGAUUACACCCUAUUUCGUAUCGAAAAAAAUAUUAAUACUGAUAAAUUUCGCAUGUUAUUAACAUUGAGAAAGCGAUCACGUCAUAAGAAACGAUCUAAUCUUAAUCAGCAACACGCACAAGCAUCAUCCGAGACCAAAUCAAAGAAAAAACGAAACAAACGCAAUAAGAAGAAACUAGAUAGCGAUCCGAAUCCAACCGAAGAUGACGACAAUGAUUCAACAAUCUGA
Messenger RNA from Adineta ricciae, 1917 nucleotides. The record is from the annotation of a GenBank genome assembly. NCBI's taxonomy places the organism in Eukaryota, Metazoa, Rotifera, Eurotatoria, Adinetida, Adinetidae.